GGGAGGAGCUGGUCACGUGAUUAGUAGCCCAGCCGUUAAACCGACCAAGCUCGAGCUCACCAGCGCGCGGUGCACAAAAGGCCCCGGAUGAUCGGUUGAGGUUAAAAAUGACAAGGAAUUUGUCGAUGGGAAUCUUGAACACAACACACCAGUUUUGCUGUCUCUGUCCAUGUAUUUAAGAAGUGGAGCAAGGGAUUCACUCGAUCAUCCUUCCUGCUCAGACUGUGGGGAGGGAUUCACUUGAUCAUCAGACUGACUGGCAUUCCCGUCAUUUUACACAGGUGGGAACCCAUUGAUCUGCUCAGACAGUGGGAAUGGAUUCACUCGGUCAUCUCAACUGAAGGUACAUCAGGAAGUUCACACUGUGACAAGGCUAUUCACCUGUUCUGUAUGUGAGAAGGGAUUCUGUCGGUCUUCCCACCUAUGGGCACACCAAUUAGUUCACACUGGGCAGAUGCUGGUCAUCUGCUGAAUUUGUGGGGAAGGAUUCACACGGUCAUCUAACGUAAUGACAGAUCAGCGAGUUCACACAGGGGAGAAGCCAUUCAUCUGCUCGGACUGUGGGAAGGGAUUCACUUGCUCAUCUAAGCUGAAGGUACAUCAGAGAGUUCACACUGGAGAGAGACCAUUCACCUGCUCAGACUGCAGGAAGGGAUUCACUCAGUCAUCCCAACUGAAAGUACAUCAGCGACUUCACACUGGAGAGCGGCCGUUCACCUGCUCAGACUGUGGGAAGGGAUUCACUUGCUCAUCCCAACUGAAGGUACAUCAGCGAGUUCACACUGGGGAGAGGCCAUUCACCUGCUCAGACUGCAGGAAGGGAUUUACUCGGUCAACCGACCUACUGGUACACCAGCGAGUUCACACUGGGGAGAGGCCAUUCACCUGCUCAGACUGCGGGAAGGGAUUCACUCGCUCAUCCCAACUGAAGGUACAUCAGCGAGUUCACACUGGGGAGAGGCCAUUCGCCUGUUCAGAGUGUGGGAAGGGAUUCACACAGUUAGCUAACCUACAAGAACACCGGUCAGUUCACACUGGGAAGCGGCCGUUCACCUGCACAGUGUGUGGGAAGCGAUUCACUCGUUCAUCUGAUCUACAGAUACACCAGCGAGUUCAUACUGGGGAGAAACCAUUCACUUGCUCAGUCUGUGGGAAGGGAUUCACUUGGUCAUCUCUUCUAGAGAUACACCAGCGAGUUCACACUGGGGUGAGACCAUUCACCUGCUCAGACUGUGGGAAGGGAUUCACUUGCUCAUCCCAACUGAAGGUACAUCAGCGAGUUCACACUGGGGAGAGGCCAUUCACCUGCUCAGACUGUGGGAAGGGAUUCACUUUGUCAUCUCACCUACUGAGACACCAGUCAGUUCACACUGGGGAGAGGCCGUUUACCUGCUCAGUCUGUGGGAAGGAAUUCACUCGGUCAUCUCAACUACAGAGACACCAGUCAGUUCACACUGGGGAGAGGCCAUUCACCUGCUCAGUGUGUGGGAAGGGAUUCACUCAGUCAUCUCAUCUGCAGAGACACCAGCGAGUUCACAGCAGGUGGAGGCCGAUCACCUUCUCAGAUUGUGGGAAGGGAUUCACUCGGUCAUCUUGCCCACUGACACACCGGUCAGUUCACACUAGGGAGAGGCCAUUCACCUGCUCAGACUUUGGAAAGAGAUUCUGUCAGCUAAAUCAACCAAAUGUGCAUCAUUGAGUUCACACUGGGGAGAGGCCGUUCACCUGCUGUGAACGUGGGAAGCGAUUCACUCAGUCAUCUAACCUUAUGAAACUUUCGCUUCGGCUAGCAGCUUAAUAUAGGGGGUGGUAGCCCCCCAGCCCGGCCAAACUUAAGAAAUCUCGUUUGGGUGGAUGCUUCUUGAUGUGUCUCCUGUUACAAAUCAGUACCCCGAAAUAACAAACAGUACACAAUAUGCAAUUAAAUAAUUGAGCUUUAUAAUUCUUACUUUGACUAUAGGGUUAGGAAAGAAAACAAAAAAAAAAGAAGAAAAAGGGCCCACUCUCUCCAUUUGCGUCUUCUCAUCUCUCCCCAGCAAAAUACAGCGAAAAUCUCUCUUCCAGACUCACAAGAAAGAACAACAUUUCUGCCAUUGGAUAGCCCCGCACUCCAAAACCCUGUUAUGUCGAUUCGUAACCUAAUCAUUGCUGCUACAGAGAAACCGUUACCUCAGCAGUGAUACAUUACAGAGAGGCCAUUACGUGAGCAGUGAAACCUUACAGCAUGUUAUACUUGUGACAUACUGCCGGGUUCACACUGGGGAGAAAGUUUCAAUAAGCUGCAUGCUAGAUAUUUGUCUGUCGCCAUUGUUGAAUGCAAUUUCGAGAGUGACUGUCGGUGGUGAACUCUGCAAUUAUUGCUGCUGCUCACCACACCCAGUUCUGCACCCUGGUCACUGGGCAUGGGAGGAGUUUCUUCUGCUGCACAUUCACCUUUAAUGGGACUGGAAUUUAAUAUUCUGGAUCUUAG
This is a messenger RNA of Mobula hypostoma (lesser devil ray), 2470 nucleotides long. RefSeq names its product zinc finger protein 229-like. NCBI's taxonomy places the organism in Eukaryota, Metazoa, Chordata, Chondrichthyes, Myliobatiformes, Myliobatidae. The transcript has 2 exons. The record is from RefSeq and is a predicted model, not a curated record. The coding region runs from base 509 to 1699 and encodes 396 amino acids.